AUGUAGAAACACACAUUGAUGGAGACAACUCCCCAUAUUGAGAUUAAGCAUACCACUUAAGCAAUAAAUAAGGGAGUUUAUGUCUUGUAUUAUCCAUCUAUAAAUGAAUCUGCAGAUCCAAUUGUUAAAGCGCUGCAAUUUUAUUUUAAAUCAAAAGAGUUGCUCAAAGACAUUAAUUCUGGAAAAUCAGCAAAGAUUUAUGCUUUAAAUGAUACAGAUCCUUUUGAAUAUGUGAUAAUUUAGAAUGCAACAAGUCCAAGAAUGGAUGGGGCAAAUUUGGCUAGGAAAGCAUCCAAUAAGAUAGCUAAUCAAAAAUCAGAAGAUAACUCAAUUAGUGUACUAUUGCCUCAUAAUUACACAGUUAAUGAUAUAGCUGAAUUCUCUUUUGGAUUUUAAUUGGCUAAUUAUAGAUGGACAUAUUAAUCUAUUAAAGAAGGAGGUAAAUCAUCUUCAUUUCCAAUCAAUUAUUUAAAUUUGAUUACAUCAAUUACUUAAGAAGAAUAUCUAAAUCAAGUAGAAUAACAUUGGAAUCUUAAAUAGUAAAUAUUAUACUUAAUAAUAUAGUUUGCAUCAUUUAGUAAAACCAAUUUUGAGAUUAAGAGAAUUGGUACCCACAAGACCUAACAUUGCUACUACUGGAUUUAUGAAAAAUUAUAUUUUAGACAUUGUAAAAGGAUUUGGUGAUAAAGUUACUUCAACUUUAAUUGAAGGAGAUGAACUUUUGGGAGUUGGAUUAAGAUUGAUACAUGCAGUUGGAAGAGGUUCAAUACAUAAGCCAUUUUAUUCAUGUUUGUCUUAUAAAGGAAAUGCAGAGAGUGAUAAAUAUUAUGCUUUAGUAGGAAAAGGAGGUAAAAUAUUGAUCUAAUAAAUUAGUUGUUUUUGAUAGUGGAGGUUUGAGUAUUAAAACUACAUCUAGUAUGGAAUAAAUGUAUGAUGAUAAAGGUGGUGCUUGUACUGUAUUAGAGACAUUCAGGGCUGUUGUUGAAUUAGGAUUACCUAUUAAUGUUGUUUGUUCAACUGCUUGGGUUGAAAAUUCAGUUGGACCAGAUUCAUAUAGAGUCUCUGAUGUUAUUUAAUCUUAUAAGGGUAUAACUGUUGAAAUUUUAAAUACUGAUGCUGAAGGCAGAUUAAUAUUAGCUGAUGCUAUGUCUUAUGCAUAAGAUAAAUUCUAAAUUUAAGAAAUGAUUGAAUUGUCAACACUUACUGGCAUCAUUAAAAAUGCUUUGGGUAGAUAUUGUGGAGUUUUUACAAAUAGAAAGGGAUGUUUUUCUUUAUUAAGAAAAGUUGAAAAAAUAACAAAAGAACCUUUUUGGGCUUUACCAUUAGAAGACUAACAUAGAGAAUUGAUUAAAGGAAGUGUUGCUGAUAUCAAUAACUCAAGUUCUGGUAGAGUAGGAGCUUCAGCUGCAGCAGCAUUUUUAGAAUGCUUUGUUGAAAAGAAGGUGAGAUGGAUGCAUUGGGAUAUAGCUAAUGUUGCUGUUACAGAUAAGAAUGAAGGUAUUUAUACAAAAGGAGGUACUGGUUUUGGAGUUAUGUCUUUGAUCUAUUAUAUGACUUGGGAUAUUGUAAGCAAGGAAAUUAAGGAAUAAAAGUAAGAAAAUGAAGAUGAUGACAAUUGA
Paramecium primaurelia is the source of this 1619-nucleotide messenger RNA. The record is from the annotation of a GenBank genome assembly. NCBI's taxonomy places the organism in Eukaryota, Ciliophora, Oligohymenophorea, Peniculida, Parameciidae.